This is a messenger RNA of Condylostylus longicornis, 2465 nucleotides long. Its product is annotated as modular serine protease-like. Gene Ontology annotation, biological process: proteolysis. Lineage: Eukaryota; Metazoa; Arthropoda; Insecta; Diptera; Dolichopodidae. Bases 261 to 2438 code for a protein of 725 amino acids. The transcript is spliced from 4 exons. Gene Ontology annotation, molecular function: serine-type endopeptidase activity. The record is from RefSeq and is a predicted model, not a curated record.
UAGACAGAGCUAUGAAAUGGAUAAUAUUUCAAUCUUUAAAAAUUUUAUGUUUCAUAACUAAUUUGGUAACAUAUGGUAAGUAGAAUUAUUCUACAAAAAAAAUUACAUGAAACAAUUUUUUUGAAAAGAAUUUUUUUUAAGCAAAUUGUCCACCUAUAAUAAAAUACUCAAUUGAUGCACAUUGUAGAUUUGAUGGAAAUGAAUUUCCAUGUGAUAAGCAUGUUCAACCAGGAACAAUAGCACAAAUAAAAUGUGCUUUCAUGUAUAAAAGAUCAAAAAGUAGAGAUAAUAGUGAUACUGUAUAUAUACAUUGUCAAAACGAUGGUAAUUGGACUAACAGUAAUUUCAAUUGUGAACAAACUUGUGGUACAAUUGGAAUAAAGGUUGCAUUCAGUGUAAAUAGUCAAGUAACUGAAGUUCAAAAAGUUCCAUGGCAAGUAGGAAUUUAUAUGGGAGACUCUAAUGGAAUAUACCAUCAUAUAUGUGGCGGAACUUUAGUCAAAUCAAAUGUUAUUAUAAGUGCAGCACAUUGUUUUUGGGAUCCUUUAGAAACACGAUUAUAUAACGAAUCGAAUUAUAUUGUUGCUGCUGGAAAAUUUUAUCGCGACUUUUAUUCACGUGAUGAACCAUUAGCUUUUCAAAUGUCUGAUGUCUCUAACAUAAAAAUACCGUCACAAUUUUCGGGAGCGGAUUAUGAUUAUGUAAGUGAUGUAGCUGUUGUAACAUUAAAAAACCAUAUUUUAUUUAAAAAUCAUAUUAGACCAGCGUGUUUGCCUUGGAAUCUUAAUGAAGAAAUUUUUAUAUUGAAUAACAAACAUGGUGUCGUUGCUGGAUGGGGUAUAACCAACACUGGAUCAUAUAGCCCAGAAUUACGUUCUGUUGAACUGACAGCAGUAGAUAGUGAUGAUUGUAAAAGAAAAGUGACGAGAAAUAAUAAAAUUCCAAAUGAUAAAUUUUGUGUGGACACUGACGAAGGGAGAAAUGUUUGUCGUGGUGAUAGCGGUGGUGGUUUUUUGGUACCUAUAUAUGAUGGUGAUGUAGCCUAUUACUACCUCUGGGGUGUUGUCAGUAAUGGUUUAAUUAACCCAGGAUCGGGCGAUAUAAUUUGUAAUUCGAAAUUUGUUACAACAUUUACAAAUCUGCAAUUAUAUCAAGGUUUUGUUACACAGUUAAAAAUUUUCCAUAGGGAUGAUGAAUAUGAUAUAGGAUGUUUGGUUCCAGAAAAAGUUUCUCUUCUGCUCAGAAAUAUCGAAACAGAUCGGUUUUUAAUUCCAGGUUCUUAUGUUGAAAAAAAUACUAAAAUCAGAUACGUUUGCCCUGUGGAAUACCUUCGUUUUGGUAAUCACACUACAAAUACUUGCGAUAAGGACUGGCUUAAUCCUCAUCCUGAAUGUAUAAGAGCCUGUACUCAACUAUAUUUUGAACGAAGCAUAAUUGCACGCUGCUAUUAUAAAGGAAAACAAAUUUAUUGCAAUCGACGACGUCUUAGACCCGGGACUAUAGCAAAAAUUGAAUGUGCUUACAUGUAUCAAAAACCCCAUAAUAAACUAUUUCAUGAAACGAUAACUUGUACAAAUAAUGGCUUCUGGGACAAUUUACCAACACAAUGUGAACAAAUUUGUGGAACAACUGAACCUAAAUUGAAAACAGAAGCAAAUAACACAGAAUUAAUUUUUAAUAGAACUCCUUGGCAAGUUUCUAUAUAUUACCAAGACAAAAAUGUACUCGCAUAUAAGUAUAUAUGUAGCGGAACUUUGAUUCAUUCUAAAAUAGUUCUUAGCUUAAUUUACUGUUUUUGGAAUUCCAAAAAUUCAGCUUUACACGAUUUAUCAAAUUAUAUGGUCACUGUUGGAAAUUUUUAUCGUGAUUAUUAUACCACAAUCAAUGAAACACAAGAAAUUCAAGCAUUAAAUAUUUCUAAGAUAUACGUCCCUGAUUCUUUUACGGAUGAAACUGGAGAUGAUGCCUUUCCAAUAGCUGUAAUAUUGUUAUAUUACCAUGUGGUAUUUAGAAAUCAUGUUCGACCUGCGUGCUUGAUUUUAGAAGCCAAUAACUCUAUAAAUGAGAAAUUAGGUGUGAUUGCAGAUUGGCGCGUUAAUAAUGAAGGUGUUUACAGCUCAGAAUUGUGUUCUAUCGAUUUAUUUCAUAAAAAUAACCCAGAAUGCAGUAAAAACUCUUCAAUUUCGAAAACAGAGCAUGAGAAGCAUUAUUGCUUAGGAGACAAUGGCAGAGGAUUAUUAAUUCCUAAAACAAUUAAUAAUACCAUAUAUUAUCAUCUUUUAGGAAUUAUUAGCAAUAAUCUUGCAAUACAAGGUAAUGACUCAGAUGAAUGUGAUUCUAAAUUUCGAAUAGUAACUUUCAAUAACGUUUCAAACUUUAAGUCAGACUUGAUGGAAAUCCUGAAAAAUGCAACUCAAUAUAUUAUUCUAUUUGAAUAAAUGUGUAUUUUCAUUAUAGUACAAUAA